AUGUGAUCGGCUACAGAGCCGGAAGUGCUGGUGGAAUCACCUCGAUCUGUAUAAAGAGUAUUUAUUAGAUCAGGAUCAGGAUCAGGAUCAGGAGUGUGUUCAUGUGGAGCUCAGACACACAGAGCGGUGCAGGAACACAGGAAGGUCUUCAUAAAGGUGUUCAUCAGCGCUGUGGAGUCAGGAAGAAAUGAGCGCCGUGUAACUGAACAACAGACUGAGAUCUACUGAGAUCUACUGAGAUCUACUCUCUAUUCUCUUUAUACCACAUGUGUUAGGAUGAACACAGAAGAAGUGGAGCUGCUCAGUGACUCUAAGUACAGGAACUACGUGGCGGCAGUGGAUAAAGCUCUGAAGAAUUUUGAGUACUCGAGCGAAUGGGCCGAUCUCAUCUCAGCUCUCGGAAAACUCAACAAGGUGCUGCAGAACAAUGCGAAGUAUCAGGUGGUCCCCAAGAAGCUGACGAUCGGGAAGCGUUUAGCCCAGUGCCUUCACCCAGCACUGCCCAGUGGAGUUCACCGCAAAGCUCUGGAGACGUACGAGAUCAUCUUCAAGAUCAUCGGUCCAAAACGCCUCGCCAAGGACCUGUUCCUGUACAGCUCUGGACUUUUCCCCUUGCUGUCGAACGCCUCGAUGUCGGUAAAGCCGGUGCUGUUGGGUUUGUACGAGACGUUUUAUCUCCCGCUCGGGAAAACACUGAAACCUGGACUGCAGGGACUCCUGACUGGUGUACUGCCGGGACUAGAGGAGGGAUCUGACUACCAUGACAGGACGAAUGCGCUGUUGGAGAAGGUGGCGUGUGCAGUGGAGCAGUCGGUGUUCUACAGCGCCCUCUGGGGGAGCAUCCUGACCAGCGCGUCAGUCAGACUGCCGGCCAUCAGCUUCGUCCUCCUGCAUCUCAACCGUAAACUCUCCAUGGAGGACCAGCUGUACAUCAUCGGGAGUGAUAUUGAGCUCAUGGUGGAAGCAGUCAGUACGUCUGUUCAGGACUCCAGUGUGUUGGUUCAAAGGAGUACACUCGACCUCAUCUUGUUCUGCUUCCCUUUCCACAUGAGCCAGGCCACGCGUCCUGAUAUGAUCCGGAUCCUCUCUGCAGCGCUGCACGUCGUCCUGAGAAGAGACAUGUCACUAAACCGCCGCCUGUACGCCUGGCUUCUGGGCUUUGACAACAAUGGUCUGAAAACAGGUCCUCGGAACAGUCGCCUGAGUAACCCAGAGGAACACGCAACACACUACUUCAACACUUACUCCAAAGACCUGCUGGUUCAGGCCAUGGUUGGGAUUCUGCAGGGAAAAGCUCGAGGUGGUGAGGAGGAGAGCGCUCUGAUGCACGAUCUGAAACCUUUCCGCAUCCUCAUCAGUCUACUGGACAAACCUGAGCUGGGUCCCGCCAUCCUGGAGGACGUUCUAAUCGAAGUGUUCAGGACCUUACACACCCAGUGCCGAGCAGAACUGGACCUGCAGAACCACAACCCCUUCUGCAAAGACCACACCCAACUCAGCAGUAAGCUGAGAGAGAACAAGCGCACAGCCGAGCUGAUCAAGACGGCGAACCUGUUAUUUAACUCCUUUGAGCCGUACUACAUGUGGGAUUACAUCGCGCGCUGGUUCGAGGACAGCUGCAGAAAAACUCUGAGUGUAUCAGACUCUUCACUCCUCUCACUGUUCGAGUUCUGCCAACUCAUCGACUUCCUGUUGGACAUCGUGUCUCUGCCCACUAGAAGUAUGCGAGUGAUCUGCCAGGAGACGUAUAUAGAGAUCCAGACAGAACACCUGCCCCAGUUAUUGUUGAGGAUGGUGUCUGCCAUCACGCUGCAUCUCGGAGCUCUCAGUCUGUCGGAGCUCAAACACUGUCUGUGUCUCUGCUCCAAAAUCCUCAGCAAAGUCCAGCCUCCACUCGUCUCUCCACUCAUCCUCCCAUCCUGCAGCUCCGCCCGAGAGCAGGACACGUGGCAGUCUGUCCCGUCGUCUCUGGAUGUCCCAGUCAGCGAGGACGUGUUUGAGGACAGAGAAAGUCACUCGGCCGUUCGUUCUCCGGAGAGCAGCUUUACAGAAUUUGUUCAGUACGAGGAGGCGGAGUCUGAUGACCACGCCCCUCCAUGCUCCAAUCCCAGACUCCACCCUUCUCCUGCAGUGUGUAAAGCCAGGGGCACUCCUGUGAUGCAACGCUGCCUCGAGGACUUCCAGCAUUUCCUGUGCAGACUGGUUGAGCUCUACAUCGCCCCGGGGCAUGGAGGGGGCGGGGCUAAUCAGGGGGAGGCGGGGUUAACAGAGAGCAUGUGUGUAUUUGAUCAGAAGGAGUGUGUAUGUGCGUUCACGGCUGCGUGUCAGCUCUUCUUGGAGUGUUCCAGCUUCCCCGUGUACAUCGCAGAGGGAAACCUGAAAUCUCCCAGCCGAGAUGAGAGUGAAGACAGUGGCAGUGUGACUCCGCCUCCUCAGUGGCUCGAGGCUCUGAUGAACGCCUGUUUCUCGGAGUUGGACUUUAGCGUUCGUGCCGUCUCCAUCUCUCUCCUCAUGGACCUGGUGGGCCUGACUCAGUCCGUCGCCAUGGUGACAGCAGAGCGGGUGGGCGUGGCCGACUCCUCUCAGCCGAUGAGCCCGAGUCAGGGCCGUGUCGCCGUGGUGAUCAGGCCGCCGCUCACGCAGGGAAUGUUGAAGCACAUCGCCGAAAACACAGACUUCUUCAAGAGUGUGGCAGUGUUGUUGUGGGAUCAGCUGGGCAAAGCGACUCCUCAGCAUCAUCAGCGCAGCGUGGAGAUGUUCUAUCAGCUGCACAACCUGGUUCCUUCAGCCAGCAUCUGUGAGGACGUCAUCAGUAACCAGCUUAUGCACAGAGACAAGAGGAUCCGUCUGGAGGCUCAUGUCAAAUUCUCAGUCUUGUGGCAUCUCACCCGAGACCUGAACAUCACCAAGUCUUCACCUUUCAGCCGCACCUUCGACAGGUCUCUGUUCAUCAUGUUGGACAGUCUGAGUUUCUGGGACGGUUCAGUGAGCGCUGUGGGACGAGCGUGGUUCAAUCAAGUGCUCCAAAGACACGACAUCGCCCGAGUUCUUGAGCCACUUCUUCUGCUGCUGCUGCAUCCUAAAACACACCGCGUGUCCGUCCAGCGCGUUCAGGCUCAGCGCCACUGGACCUGGGUCUAUUCUGACCCCCUGGCACCAGAACCCGGAUCAGAACCACACGGAGCAGGAUGUCUUGGGCACACAUGCUGCACUGACCCAGAUUAUUGUAUGUCUCAGGAUAACCUGAAGGUCCAAGUCCUUCCUGUGGAUGAUAUGGAGCCCUUCAGCCUGACGGUGAACCCUUUAAGUGACAGUCUGUCUUUUCUGAGCCUCAGCAUUGAAAACUUACAUUUUUGUGGUGAAUAUCAACCUCCAGAGCAGCAGGGGGAGCCACUGAGCUCAGAGUCCACUGGCUCCCAGUCCUCCACUGUGGACAACGGCAGCCUGAGCGAGCUGGAAGGAAGUAGUCACACAUGUGAUCAGGCAGCACAAGAGACAGAUUAUGAAGACUCCCUAAAAAUGGUUGUUUCUGUGAUUCUUGAUGAACUGAUGGAAAGAGUGGUGCAAAUGGUGGAAGAGUCCUCAGGGGAGACAUAUUCACCUUCAGAAGUUUGGACUCGAAGUGACUCAGACAGUUCCAACACAUCAGAAGCAUCCGUCGAACACCAGGCCAACAUGGCACCAUUUCCUGGCACCCAGUGUCGAACACUUCCUGAAUUGGUGGCUGGAGGCACAUUGGAAUUUCUCACAGUUCCUUCUUCAGGUGAUGAACCCCAUGAAGGAAUAACAAGACACAGUUCCUCACCUUCCAUCGUCACACUUCCAGAGAGUAGUGGACACGGUAGUCCAGAGCUGAGCUUGCUCUCUGAUGACCCUCGGUCCCGAAAACGCAGCCACAGCAGCACUCAGCUUAGCUUAAAGGGUAAAAUUAUGGAGCGUCUCACUGAGAAAUCUCCUGGAGCCAAGCCAAAGGUGAAGAAGAACAAGAAAAAAGAGGAGGAACGUAGAAAAUCAAACCAGGCAGAUAAGAACCGUCCCCCCAGCAUCUUCUUUGGUGACAGCUUGGACUUGGAGAAUUGGUACAGCUGUGGUGAAGGAGAGGUUUCUGAGAUUGAGAGUGAUAUUGGCUCUCCUAGUGGUGGUGCAAGUGGAGUGCCAGGUUCAUCGCGAUCUUCUACAUGUCCUACUCGCUUUAACAUCCACCCCCUUUACCAGCAUGUCCUGCUGUACCUCCAGAUCUAUGAUUCCUCUCGGGCUCUCCAUGCUCUUUCUGCCAUAGCUGCCAUGUUGCGCACUUCUCCUGCCGGCUUUGUCAACGCUAUCUCGACCACUAGCAUCAACAACACCUACACACCUCAGCUCUCGCUGCUUCAGAACCUUCUAGCCCGUCAUCGCGUUUCCGUCAUGGGUAAAGAUUUUUAUUGCCCCAUUUCACAGGAUUCGCAUUCGCAUUCCUUCCGCAGUGCCAUGUACCUAGAGAUCAUCAUUUCACUGUGCCUCUACUUUUUGAGAAGUUAUUAUUCUUCACACGUUCCAGCAGCCCCACAGGACCUAACAGGAAACCGGGCCAUGCAACUGACCAGCAUAGAAGUCCUGACACUGCUCUUCAACGAGCUGGCCAAGGUGACAGGCAGCUCAGCUAAAGGGUUUGCCAGGUUUAUCUGCGACGUCCUGUCCAAGUGCAAGGUGCAGAAAGUGGCACUGCAUUGCCUGCUCUCGUCCAUCUUCAGCGCUCAGAAGUGGCAUGAGCAGCUCAUGCGUGGAACCAACCUGCCCACAGUCGAGGAGGGAUUGUCUGAGGACAGUGUCAUCAAUUUGUCUGAGGACCAGCUGGAUGGCUGCAGCGGCGUACAGUCGCAACUCCUUCGCCUGCUUCAGAGCCUCAUUGUCCUCGAGCAUCACGUCCUGGUCCCUGGAGAUGAAAAUGGAGAAGCUGGUCCAGGAACUGGGAACUCGGGAGGUGGUGGUGCAGCUGGGGGUGGAGGUUUUGAGAUUCUGGGUGGAGAAGUGGAACAUGUAAAUCCUCAACAGCCAUUGGCUUCACUGCAGUACCUGCACGGGCAUCCAAUUACUGCACAGGGGAUGUUUUUAUGUGCAGUGAUUCGAGCGCUUCAUCAGCACCAUGCCUGUAAGAUGCACCCACAGUGGAUUGGCCUGGUGACGGCCACGCUGCCCUACAUGGGUCGGGUUCUGCGUCGUGUGGUCGCUUCCGUGACUUUGCAGCUCUGCAGGAACCUGGACAACUUGAUCCAGCAGUACCGCUAUGAGACCGGUAUCACAGACACCAGGCCCCUGUGGAUGGCGCUGUGUAUUCCUCCUGAUCUGAUCCUCACUGUGCUGGAGGGAGUGACAGCCAUUAUUCAUUACUGCCUGCUCGACCCGUCGUCUCAGUACCAUCAGCUCCAGGUGAGUGUGGAUCAGAAGCACCUGGCUGAAGCACGCUCCGGCAUCCUGUCCAUCCUCCACACCAUCAUGUCCUCAGUCACGCUGCUCUGGAGUGCACUUUACCUGGCUGACAGCUCUGAGCGACCUAGUGGCGCCACCUGCAGCUCCAACAUCAACCUGGGCUCCACUAAGAAUCUCCGACAGCAGAUCCUCGAGCUCCUUGGGCCAAUCUCUAUGAACCACGGAGCUCACUUCAUGGCUGCUAUCGCUUACGUCUGGAACGAACGAAAACAGAACAAAGCUCCUGCCAGGAACAAGGUAAUUCCUACAGCGAGUGAUGAACAGCUCCUCCUGGUGGAUUUAGUGAGAAGUGUUAAUGCCAUGCGCACUGAGACCGUCAUGCAGAUGGUGAAGGAGGUCCUAAAGCAGCCGCCGGCCAUCGCCAAGGAGAAGAAACAUCUCUCUCUUGAGGUCUGCAUGCUCCAUUUUUACGCUUAUGUUCAGAGGAUUCCAGUGUGUAGUUUAGUGGACAGCUGGAGCUCACUGCUCUCUCUGCUCAAAGACUCGGUACAGCUCAGCCUUCCUGCUCCUGGACAGUUUCUCCUCCUCGGAGUUCUAAAUGAAUUUAUUUUGAAGAAUCCGACUCUGGAGAGUAAGAAGGAUCAGCGUGAACUGCAGGACGUGACCCAUAAGAUCGUGGAGGCCAUCGGGACCAUCGCAGGUUCCUCUCUAGAGCAAACAACAUGGUUGAGGAGGAACCUGGAGGUGAAACCUUCUCCCCAGAUCGUAGUGGAAGGAGCAGGGCUGGAGUCAGACGUAGAGGACCUAAUGCUCACAGUGAUGGAGGCGUCCAGUUUCACUCCUUCAGUCUACAGUGUUCAUGCUCUCACACUGCUAGCAGAGGUGUUGGCUCACUUGUUGGACAUGGUGUUCUACAGUGAUGAGAAGGAGAGAGUGAUCCCCCUGCUGGUCAACAUCAUGCACUAUGUUGUGCCAUAUUUACGCAACCACAGUGCCCACAACGCUCCAAGUUAUCGUGCAUGUAUUCAGCUCCUGAGCAGUCUGAGUGGAUAUCAGUACACACGGAGAGCGUGGAAGAAAGAAGCUUUUGACCUGUUCAUGGAUCACACCUUCUUCCAGAUGGAUGCGUCGUGUGUGAGCUACUGGAGAUCCAUCAUAGACCAUCUGAUGACCCAUGAUAAGACCACUUUCAGAGACCUGAUGACACGUGUAGCUGUCGCUCAGAACAGCUCUUUGAAUCUCUUCACAAAUCGGGAUGCGGAGUUGGAGCAGAGAGCCAUGCUGCUGAAACGCCUCGCCUUCACCAUCUACAGCAGCGAAGUGGACCAGUACCAAAAGUACCUCCCAGAUAUACAGGAGCGCUUGGUGGAGUCUUUGCGUCUCCCUCAGGUACCGAUCUUGCACGCUCAGGUGUUCCUGUUCUUCAGAGUUCUGCUGCUGCGAAUGUCUCCUCAACAUCUCACCUCGCUGUGGCCCACCAUGAUCACUGAGCUAGUUCAGGUGUUCUUGCUGAUGGAGCAGGAGCUCACAGCAGACGAAGACAUUACCAGGACAUCAGGUCCCUCAGUUGCAGGAUUGGAGACGACGUAUUCAGGAGGAAACGGAUUCUCCACGUCCUAUAACAGUCAGCGGUGGCUCAAUCUCUACCUGUCUGCCUGUAAACUGCUGGACCUGGCGCUUACACUGCCCUCUGAGAGCCUCCCACAGUUCCAGAUGUAUCGCUGGGCUUUUAUCCCUGAGUCCUCGGAUGAUUCGGGUCUGGAAGUGCGCAGGCAGGGGACACACCAGAGAGAGUUUAAACCCUAUGUAGUGCGUCUGGCGAAGCUGCUGAGGAAACGAGCGAAGAAAAGCGCAGAAGACGACGUCUCUGCUCGGACGUUAGCGUGGGAACCCGGACGCUUGACCCUGACCCUGUUCGGGAUCCGCAGCAUCGAGCAGCUCCUGCCCUUCUUCACCGUGCUCAAUCAGGUGUUCAGCAGCAAAUCGGGCAUCAGGUCAGCGUCCUUCCACAGCAGCUCCUCUCCCGGCGACGCCCCCAAAAACAGCAAACACGAGAGUCAGAAGAUGUUCUGGAGCCGAGCCAGACACGAGAUCGAGGAGAUGGUGGAGAAAGACUUCCUGGAAGGGCUCAUAAAAACAUGAUCCAACCUGAAACCCAGACUGUAAAUAACUGUGGGAAACACGAACACCUCAACUUUUACAUGAAAUCAAAACAGGAAGUAAUUAUUACACAAGAAAUGUUUGUAUAUGUUUUUUCUUUUUCUAUUUAUAAUUGUUUUUUGUUUUUCUUUAAAGUCUUUAUUUAAUUAAGAGCCUUUAAUCUGUGGAGGGAUGUGAAGCUCUCCGUCCUUUAAACCCUCAGAAUAAUGUGAAGAUUCUCAUUCCAUGUGGUGGUGAAAAUAUCACAUCAUUAAUAAAAAUCACGAUAAGAAAUGA
Messenger RNA from Silurus meridionalis, 7842 nucleotides. It is a transcript of the gene dop1a, whose product is annotated as DOP1 leucine zipper like protein A. NCBI's taxonomy places the organism in Eukaryota, Metazoa, Chordata, Actinopteri, Siluriformes, Siluridae. Gene Ontology annotation, biological process: Golgi to endosome transport. The record is from RefSeq and is a predicted model, not a curated record. Gene Ontology annotation, cellular component: trans-Golgi network; endosome.